CGCACCAGAAUGGCGUCUUCAAGAUGACGUACGUUGCGUCGUCACCGGUAGUCCCACAAUUCAACUCGGCGCGCGAAAGCUGACUGAGGUAAACAACAGAAGAGUGCAGAUCGCUGACAGAUCUAGACCGAACAAACAAUGAGCAAAAAAGACAGUGCAGGUGCCGCACAGAUCCUCGCUUACUUGAAUGAGAAAAACAGACCCUUUAGUGCUCAGGAUGUCUUUACAAACCUACAGAAGCAGUGUGGUCUGGGUAAAACGGCUGUGGUCAAAGCAAUGGAGCAGCUGGCCCAGGAGGGAAAGAUUCAGGAGAAAGUCUAUGGAAAGCAGAAGAUCUACUUUGCAGAUCAGUCUCAGUUUGCGGAUGUGAGUGAUACUGAACUUAAGAAGAUGGAUGCUCGUAUUGUGGAAAUCAGCACUGAAGUACAGACCAUAUCACAGAGCUGCAGGCAGCUGGAUACAGAACUGAAGGAGCUGAACAGCUCAUUAACCACAGCGGAGAUGAAGGCACAGAUCCAGGAGCUGCAGGCAGAGUGCUCUGGGUACAGAGAGAGGCUGGAUGAAAUCAAGUCAGCUAAAAACCAUGUGACCCCUGAGGAGAGGCAGAAGGUUUACAAGGAGAGAGAGACUUAUGUGAAGGAGUGGAGGAAGAGGAAGAGACUGGUUACUGAUAUGGUUGGAGCUAUUUUGGAGGGGUACCCAAAGAGCAAGAAACAGUUUCUGGAGGAGGCUGGGAUUGAAACAGAUGAGGACCAUAAAGUGACAAUGCCCAACAUCUGAUGGAGGACUCACUGAAUAAAUUCAGAUGCCACCAACAUUGUUGCCGGGACGCCUAACCUUUGGGAAGGUUGGAAAAUAAAGUAGAGGAUUCUAGGACACCAAGAUAACUGUUUUGUUAAAAA
Messenger RNA from Sinocyclocheilus grahami, 902 nucleotides. RefSeq names its product homologous-pairing protein 2 homolog. Lineage: Eukaryota; Metazoa; Chordata; Actinopteri; Cypriniformes; Cyprinidae. The record is from RefSeq and is a predicted model, not a curated record. Gene Ontology annotation, molecular function: double-stranded DNA binding; recombinase activator activity. Gene Ontology annotation, biological process: meiotic joint molecule formation; meiotic strand invasion involved in reciprocal meiotic recombination; homologous chromosome pairing at meiosis. The transcript is spliced from 8 exons. The coding region runs from base 139 to 780 and encodes 213 amino acids. Gene Ontology annotation, cellular component: condensed nuclear chromosome; DNA recombinase auxiliary factor complex.